UUGCAGAAUUCUCUGCUUGAAAAGCAAAUUCAAGAACUAAACUAUCAACUAGAAGACGAUCAACGUUCUUAUGAAGCAGCUCUGAACGAUCGUGACGCACAGAUUAGAAAAAUGCGUGAAGAAUGCCAAGCACUGAUGGUCGAACUGCAAAUGUUACUUGAUACUAAACAGACGUUAGAUGCUGAAAUCGCAAUUUAUCGUAAGAUGCUAGAAGGAGAAGAGAAUCGCGCGGGAUUACGUCAACUUGUAGAGCAAGUCGUGCGUACUCAUGAGUUAACUCAACGUGAGGAUACUGAAACCAUGCGAGUAAUGAAAGGUGAGGCUGCUUCUCGAACUUCAUUCCAGCGAUCUGCCAAAGGAAAUGUUUCUAUACAGGAAACAUCAGCGGAUGGCAUUUAUAUAACAAUUCAAAAUACGCACCGAGCAAAAGAAGAACCUAUUGGUGAAUGGAAACUGAAGAGAAAAAUUGAUGGGAAAAAAGAAAUUGUUUACACGUUUCCACGUGAUUUUGUCUUGAAACCGGGCAAAAGUGUCAAGAUUGUUGCGAGAGGUCACGGGAUUUCCUCGCCACCAGAACAGCUCGUUUUUGAGGGAGAAGACACAUUUGGGUCUGGCACAAAUGUUCAUACCAUUCUCUACAGCCGUGAUGGCGAAGAACGAGCAACUCAUAUACAACGUUCAAGCCAAGCAUAA
Thelazia callipaeda (thelaziosis nematode) is the source of this 693-nucleotide messenger RNA. The record is from the annotation of a GenBank genome assembly. NCBI's taxonomy places the organism in Eukaryota, Metazoa, Nematoda, Chromadorea, Rhabditida, Thelaziidae.